AUGGUCCGAGUACGAUCGGGAAGCUUGAAAUGCUGUCGGAUCAUCAUCUACUCGACGACGCUGGUGCUGCUGGUGUUCCUGCUGCCGCAAGUCUACAGCUUCUGCCCGUCGAUCUGCACGUGCGAAGGCGACCCCAACAUGCGCACCUGGUGCAUCGGCGCCGGCCUAGAUGUCGUGCCGAUUCAGCUCAACCCGGAAGUGCGUUACAUCAACCUCACCGCGAACCGGAUCACCAACGUGCACUUCACGCUUACCUUCUACAACAAGCUGGAGGUUCUGGAUCUGUCCCUCAACCGCAUCGAAGCACUCGGAUCACGCAACUUCGACACCCAGGAGCACCUCCGGGCGCUGAACCUGAGCGGCAAUGCGAUCGCCACCAUCCCCAAGGACGCACUGAGGGGUCUCAAGCGACUACAGACCUUCCGGUUGGGCAACAAUCGCAUCGAAACGGUCCACCCAGCCGCGUUUCACGAUCUGCGCAACCUGAUCGAACUGGAUCUGACGGGGAACGCACUGACAAGUCUGGAACCGGGGACGCUCCGCCACCUGUACUCGCUCGAGGUGCUCUCGUUCCAGAACAACCAACUGCUGGAGGUUCCGUACGAACGGAACCUGGAGCAUCUCGGCCGGUUGCAGCUACUGGAUCUGUCGGUCAACCUGCUCGAGUACAUCGGGAACGAUAGCUUCGUAGGCCUGCGGGAACUCCGUACUCUCCGACUCGGUGGCAACAUACUGACCGAGCUGGACGUCGGUGCGUUCCACGGACUGACCGGCCUAAAGGCGCUCGAUGUCGUUGACAAUAAUUUUACAGUCGUGCCAACACUGCAAUUAUCAAAAUUGUGUAAUUUAACAUAUUUAUCGCUGAGCGGCAACUACUUCACGGCCCUGCCGCCGGUGGCGUUUCUGAACCUCGUGCAGCUACAGCAGCUCCAUCUCGACCGACUCGACCGGCUCGAGCGGAUCGACGUGCGGGCGUUCGUGGACAACGCGAACCUGCGGAUUCUCACGCUGGACGAUAAUCCAUCAUUCGCGAGCUUACCGUUGCGGCUGUUCCACGGCAAUCCGGCCCUGACGGAGGUCUCGGUGCGCCGCAACGCGCUGGUCCGCCUGGACGCGGUCCACUUCCCGCUCGAUCGGUUAGAGCGGCUCGAGCUGGCCGGCAAUCCGCUCGUCUGCAACUGCUCGCUCCUGUGGCUGUGGCGGCUGACGACCGGCUACGGGUUGCAGGAUGAGGCCGACUUCCGGUUAAUCGUGCCGGCGGCGGCAGCGGCCACCGCCGCCCUCAUCACCUCGUCCUCCACGACCCAGGACGAGCCACCGGUCCGCCGGCUCCAGGAGAACCACCAUCAGCAGCACCACCACCACCGGCAGGCGGCGCUGCACAUCGAUCGGGACGAGAUCGGGUGCGAUUGGUACGAGGACGGCCGCCGGACCCGCCAUCUGCUACGGACACUCAGCGAGUCCGACAUGCACUGCCCCACCCAUCUGCUCACCGUCGUCAGCGCGGUGCUCAGCGUGCUGCUCGUCCUCGCCACCGGAGGCAGCGUCCUGUACGUCCUGCGGCAAUCCAAGCGCCGCAAGCGUCUCCUGAUGGCGGACGAGGACGAUAUGCGACGGACGAAGGCACCCGCGGGACUGGGUGCGGCUGACCGCGCCGUUCCACACCCGCAGAAGGUGGACAAGCUGGAGCUGGAGCGCUACCUCGCCCAGCAGCAGUCACUCGUCCACGAGUACCGCGCUCUGCGGGCCCCCUGGGAACUCGGCGGCGGUGCCCUGCCCGUCAAGGAGGACCUCAGCAAGUACGGGAGCGUCACGAACCGAAUGGCCCCAGCGACCGGUCCGCAGACCACGACGGACCACUACGAAAGUCUCGACUUCUACCAACAGCAGCAGCCUCAACAGCAACAGCAACAGAAGCGGACCCUCUCCCGUCCACACAUCGUCUUCGUAUGA
This is a messenger RNA of Anopheles cruzii, 1953 nucleotides long. Its product is annotated as leucine-rich repeat neuronal protein 3-like. Gene Ontology annotation, cellular component: extracellular matrix. The transcript is spliced from 4 exons. The record is from RefSeq and is a predicted model, not a curated record. NCBI's taxonomy places the organism in Eukaryota, Metazoa, Arthropoda, Insecta, Diptera, Culicidae. Gene Ontology annotation, molecular function: protein binding. Bases 1 to 1953 code for a protein of 650 amino acids.